This is a messenger RNA of Xyrichtys novacula (pearly razorfish), 26568 nucleotides long. Lineage: Eukaryota; Metazoa; Chordata; Actinopteri; Labriformes; Labridae. The record is from the annotation of a GenBank genome assembly.
CCGAGGGCACGGGCUCGCCAUUUCUUUCAUUUGUGCAGCAUAUUCAGCUCUCAGCCUUCAGGUGGCUAACCUGAGCUCUCAGGGUCAUUUGUAUAAAAAAUAUUUACUCGACUGAUGAGCUGUGCUUUGCUCCUUGAUUCCCUGUCAGCUGAGAGGAGUUUCUACGGGGGCUUUAGGAAAUACCACAGUGCAUUUUUAGCUUCUCAGGGACUGCACUGAUCUGUUUUUCUCCAGGAGAAUCGGGACUGUGGCUUUUGCUGGAAGAAGUGGAUAUAAGAGAGGAGCAAGAGCUGGUGCAAGGACUUUGAACACACUGCUUUAUCAGGUAGGAAAGCUUCAUAAUGUGUGCAACAAGAGUGUCAGAGCCAUGGUGUUGUUUUUUUCACAGUUAAGCUCCUUCUUGCGCGGUAAUAUUUGGGUCUAUAUAACAGUGAAUUUGUGUUGCUGUAGGAGAAAUAGACAUAGGCAAAUACCUUGAAGGAAUCUCAGAGUGUGGACCUCAGGCUAACGGUUCAGGCAAGGACUUUGUCAGGCACAACCACCACAAAUAAGAAGAUAUAAAGUAUAUUCCAAAAUCUGUGCUGCAUCCAAGUAAUGCUGAACAUUUAAUGCAAAUAGAGACAAAAACAAAAUAAAUAAUAUUUUCAUCAUUUUGAUGUGCACAAGUAUUGACUACUUUCAAUAAAUGAAUUAUCAUGGCAGCUGACUAUCAAAAACAAUUGUUACAAAGACUUUAUCCUCACACAGAGGAAAUGUUUGCUUGUGUGGUGGAUCUUCACCAAAAUUCAAAAGGUUUUGCUUGGUUCCAAAAAAAGUGAAUGAAAACCAAGGUUCUAGUAAUGCAGCUGAGAAGCAGAAAAAUAAACAGCAUCAAAGGCAUAACCUUGAGUUGAUCAAAAUAAUCAAUAGAAGUUUGUGUAAGAUGUCAGGACAAUAAAUGUUGCAUUUAUGGCUGAACUCCACGAAUACACCUAUUGCUUUGGAUUCACUGAGUGAACCAAUAAAAAGGCUGCUUUAAAGGGUCGAUAAAUUCCAUAGUUGCUUAUCUGUGCAAUUUCCAGUGUCUGUUAUUGCUGUGUCAGGUGAGAAUAAAUGGCAAGCAUUUAAAACUUAGACUCUAAAGACCACCGGUAUGUUUUCCUGCUGUGAGUUCAAACAGAUUAAGUCCCAUGUGACUGAAUUCCAGUGAACCACAGUCAGGACCAUUACCCCACACCAGACUCUGUCUGAUUAAUUGCUCUAAUAUAGAAACCAUAUAGAAGAAAAGGAUGUCGUUAUAUAAUUCUUUUAGGCUAGAUUUCUUGUUAGGAAGAGAGGGACAGCACAAACGACAGUGUGCAGAGAAAGUGAAGGUAUUCUAAGCAUUAGCAAGGAUACAUAUAGGAUAAUAAAACUACCGGAUGACAAAAAUAACUCGAGCUAACAUGACAUAUCUGAAUAAGAGCAUUUUGUUCCAGUGUUUUCUCCGUGAGCCGCAUUUCUACACCGGCUGUGCUGAUGGGCUUAUCUCUCACAUACCCACAGCUCUGCUCAGCCUGUCUGCUUCCUAACCAACUGUAGGUCCCAUGGCCUCCCUCUCUGUUCCUGGCACUGUCAUGAGCACAAAGGUUUACUCAAUCACUGGUUUCCAUGCAUGCGACAAUAGGCAUAUGGUCACAUCAGCCAAGUACAAACCCUGUUUUUCUCUCUGUGUGCUGUCAUUGUAUCUGUCUCACACACAAACACGCACAGACAGUUUUCAUUUUCUCUCACCCGCUUUGCGUGUUUGGUUUUUUAACUGCACAACUGUUUUUUUUUUUUGACAUUUUUCUGGCCAUAAAUCUCUUGACAAGACCAAAGAUGUCAAAGAUGAAUUUGUCUGUUAACUUUCUUUGGAGAUCCACAGCCUGUCGGAGUCUCUCAACCCCAAACUCUGUCUUUUCAUUAUAAGGAAAUACAUUUUUAAAGAACCAUUAAAAAUACACACCCUCAUUUUUAGAAAAAUUGAAAUGUCUUCGAACAGCUUGGCCACACUGCCAAGAUUUAUCAUAAUGAAGAAACGCGUCACUCAGUGCACCAUAGUGUGGUUUUUGGUUGUGUUUAACCAGCUUUUAGACAAGUGCAUUAUGAGCUAUUAAAAGUGGCAGUCACUUAGUCUAUGGGGACUUGGCUGGGGAACUCUCAAGGUUGCAGUUCACCUCCUCCUGGACCAAUAUACUGAACCUCUUAAAUGCUCUUGGCACCUAAACGUAUGGCAGCUCUCUCUCCAAGACAUCUCUUUUUCCUGUUACCUAUCAAUAUAUUUUAGGUCAAUGUGUUUGUAGAAGAGCAGAGUGAAAAAUCUGAGGGGCUCCUCAGGAUAUACUGUAGAUGGACGACAUGACAGCUCUGUAAAAGUGAAGCCAAAUCAUUUAAGGCUACUCUUAGUCACUGGCUGGUUAAAAACCUGCCUGCCUCCUCCAUGUUGAUAGAUGGAAACAUGGCUGAAACUUUAAGCUCCUGUGAGGAACUUUUAGAUUGUGUCAUUUUUGGCACCCAUCACUGAUCUUGUCAUCUACAUGCUUAAGUGAUAUAUUUUAACAAAAUAAAAUCUCAUAGUGCUGACUUUUGACAGUCAGAUGUAUCAUUUAAUGUGAAUAUUUUAUGUUGAAAUUAGAAGGGCUGUUUCUUCAGCUGUCCUGCUAACAAUAAACCCCCCUCUUCUGAUUUCAUUCAUUAAAAAUCACAAAAUAAAGACAGUCAGUGUUAGAUUUAAAAAACAAAGACAGUCAAAAUCAAUUACUGAUGUUGUGUGUCCUUCUUUAAUUGGAUAGGUGUCUCUGAAGCAGCUGCAGUCAUGCAGGGGUCUCUGGUUUGUAUGUACUUACAGAUUUUUCCUGCGGGAAAUUCUGGCCAAUCAGAGAGCCCUUUUCUCACACAUCACAGAUUGUGAUCCGAUUGUAAAUGCCCCCAUGUGAGCACAGACAGAAGUUAAUAUAAUUAUGCAAUAAUGUAAUAUAGUACUCCAUGGUUUGGACCAGACAAGCUACGGGUGUGAAAUCUUCCUAAGUUACAGCAGUGCAUGAGAGGCAGUCAGUUUUUGGAAACUCCCAGAGGGAAAAGGGUUUGACUGAUAUUGGUUUCUGCAGCACUGCGUUUCUGUUGUCACCUUAAAAAAGCCUAAAGCCGUCUGUCUCAUAAAUACACUCUUCCUCCACCUCCAUCACCCCUCUGCUUCAUGGCCAUCCUCAAAUGACCGUCUCUUAGGAGUCACUGUGGAGCACUGUUCACAAUGGCAGAGUUCAUAUUAAUUCAAGAGUCAGUAAACUAUACAAAACCAAGGCUGCAAGCUUUAAAUCAACCCAAGAAGUUAUUAAACAUUAGACUGUACCCACCUGAGAGACCUUUGCAUUUUUAUAAGUAAGUUAAAGGGAUAUUCUGUUGUAAAAUUAAUUUGGGGUCAAACACAUCAUAACACAGAGUUAGACACCCCCUCAAGAGAUGAAUGUUGCUGACUGCUUGCUUCUCUAGUUAUACCAACUUAAGUAAUGACCGCAUAUAGCAAUACACAUCGAUCUAUGGAACCACACACAAACCUCAACCAGAACGCCACUCUAUAGCCACAAAUAAUGCUCAGAACAGCACCUAACCUCAUCAACAGUACAUAUAGGGUCUACGACACAGUACUAGCAACCAAACAUCUUUUUAGCUUUGCCUGAUUUCUUUAGCAAAGCGACUAAACACAACUCACCCACUCUCUUCCAGCAGCUGCUUGUUUGUAGUGAGACCUUGGGCCAGUCCAUUACAAACUGCUGUGGGGUGACGCAGCUCAAGGAAGAACAUUUAUAAUCAUGACUUUAUCAUUUCCUUGAAGUAAUAAUCACCAUAUUUGGCUGCUGGAAGAGAGUGGGUGAGUUGUGUUAAGUCUCUUUGCUAAAGAAAUCAGACAAAGCUACAAAGAUGUCUGGUGGCUAGUGCUGUGGCUUGGACCCCACAUGUACUGUUGAUGAAGUUAGGUGCCGUUCUGGGCAUUAUUUGAGGGUAUAGAGUGGCGUUUUGGUUGAGCGAGUGGCUCUCUGUAUUGCUAUCCUGCUGUCGUGACUAAAGUUGGUUUAACUAGAGAAGCAAGCUGUUGGCAACAUUCGUCUCUCCAGGGGGUGUCUAACUCAGUGUUACGGUGUGUUUGACCCCAAAUUAAUUUGACACCAGAAUUUCCCUUUAAAUAUGUGUUUAGGUAAGUAGGAGUGGACAGCAUCAUUACCACAACUCCAUUACUUCGCUCCAAUCCCCACUGUGCAGAGUCUGCAGAGUCUGAAUCAUGUCACAGUGCAGUGCGCCAGCAUGCACCCUUCACUGGAGGGGUUUUGACCUCACUUUUGCACACUUCUUACACAGUCAGUGGUCUCUAUGUAUUGUCCUUUCUAAUUCCAGUCACACCAUGAAUUCAGUGUUUUUUUGAAAAUAGACUGAAAAGUAGGUGUACUUGUAAAGCGGCUGCUUUAAAGGAAUGUACUUCAAAUUACAAUGUUGAAUUAACAUACACUCUCUGUAACAGCUCUGGUACCUUCUGUUGCAGAUAUUGCAAGACUACAGACUCAACUUUUCACAAACGCCACACAUCCUCGAACGUACUCUGUAAAGUGUCACCGGGAGCUGAUUAGCAUGUCCUCCCACGUGUCCUCAGCUGGGAUCUGAUGACUGCGAAGGCCACACAGACGCAUACGAUUUGCAUCAUUUCCAUACUUAAACAAUCCAGUGAGUCCUCAUUCCCUUUGGAAGCAUCUGCAUCCUAUUUUUUCCUGCUCGUUUACUUUGGUUUGUCCUUGAAGCUGUCUCCUCCUGUAGUAAUAUAGACAAACUCCUAUGCAGGUGUAUUUACAUUUUCUUCACAACUCUGAGCACAUGGGUGUAACUAAACAAACAUCAAGUUUAAAGACUCUCUUUGCCCCUUUCUCUAUUGUUUUGGUGUAUACCUUGUUGAAUUCCCCAUUUUAGGACAAAUUUUGCUUCAACUUGCGAACAAAGUCCAACUCACCUCUCCUUUUAUUUAGUGAAACAUUAUGAGAGUGUUGUGGUUCCUCCAAUUAUACUCUCCGUUUUAGUAGGAAAAAAAUCAAAGGAAAAAAAAGCGGUAAAGCUGCAAAUGUAUUAACUUCUAUUUCAGUGCCGUUGUUCAAGCCUGCAUUUCCCUCCCAUGUGGCUCACCUCAAAGUGGAGCACGCAGGGUAAACAUAAUUACGUUUCUUGUUUCAUAUCCACAGCACUGUCUUAACCUAACGUCUUAACAGGCCAACAAUGUGACUUCAAUUUGCAAGGUCUCGUUGUGACUCAGGAAGUAUACUCUGUAUUCAUGAAAAGUUUAUUUAGAGUGAGCUGUGCGAUUUCCUUUAAACUUAGUUCUAUUGGCUCUGCUGGACUUUAUUUGACUGUAUGAAGAGUGCACUCAGAGUAUCACGACUGAAUAAGUGAACUAUACAGAGGUGAAAACAAAAGAGUUCAAAAGGCCCUUCUUGUGCCAUCAAAAAAUAAGAGUCUUAACAUUAGAGCUUGUGUUUAGUUUUAAGUAAUCAUCCAAAAAUAUGCCAGGCAAGCAAGAUAGAUGUGUUAGAGGAGUCAUCAUCAGCUGGGUGAGAGAGAGACUCGUUUUGUGGGAAUGAAUGUGACUCGAGGCAUUAAAUAAGUGAUUGAAUGAUAAGGCGAAUGACUAAUGUGAUAUUGAGGUAUUAGCAGGAAAACUAUUUUAAAUAGUGAUGAGUAGGUAAAUCUGAUAAUUGUUUUUCAAGAUGAGAACUCCUUUGAAGUGCACUUCAGUAUUAAAUCAUCAUGCCAUUAAAAUCAGCAGAUGCAGCAUUCACAGUUAUAGUAAACUGUAUUUUUCUCUCUUUUGUGCCAGCAGAGGUCAGAGCAGCUGGUCAAUGUCACUGGGUUUCCGUAGUUGGACGUCCCCAAGCCGAUCAACACCCAACAUCCAUGAGGUAAAAAGAUCUGCACUUAAUCUGAGGUCUUGUAAUCUGGGAAGUAAUGCUGUGUUUGAGUUACCUCGGAAGUCCGAGCUGAAAAUAACGUCACACCCGAGUUACCAACUUUUCAUUUUAGCGCUUGCCUUAUAUUCGGUAAAGGUAAGCACUAAAAUAGCUUUCGUAGAUCUAGCUAUCUUGUUUCCGCCUCUGUUUUCGCUUUUUUCCGAUUUGGUAACUGAAACGCUUGGAACCCGGGUGUGACGUCAUUUUCAGUUCCGAUAUCUGACUUCCAAGGUAACUUGAACGCAGCACAAGUACCCUACUUUAUGUGCAAUGAAUGGGUGGAUAUUCUGCAUGACUAUGUUCUGACAUUUGUUACCUGAAGACGUAAAUCAAGACACCCAGUGAGUAUUAUAUUUUCUUACGCUCUUAGAGAAUGCUUGUUUAACAAGUCAACACAAUUUGUGGAUGUAGCACACACAAUGUUACCCAAGGGUUUGUGAGUGACACCAUCAGCUGUCUGUUUUUUUAUCAAACGUAUUCAGAUCAAAGGUGAAUACGCAACAGGUAGAGUUGAGUUGAGUUGAAAAGGCUGAAUUGACAACAAACAAGCAGCUAUCCAACUGUUACUGCAAUUAUGCACAUGUUUAAUGGUAAUAUCUGUUUUUUAUUGAGUGAGUAACUCAUAAAGGGUUUUUAAACAGAUGUUAAGUUGUGAUUGUUCAGAAAACAAGCUCCGGAGACUGUAACACAAUCCUGUUUCAGACUGUAGACAUCAUUUCUGUGGCAUAGUUGAGCAUUUUUGAUACAGGACUCAAAGGGAGCUGACUCAAUGGCCCUAAAUGUUUACUUCAGGAACUGCUGUUUUGUCAUUCUUGCAUCCUGGAUGCUGCUUUGGACCAAAACAAUUUUGGAUUCUUGAACAAGAAAUCUCCUCGACCUUCCUCAAUGUUUUUAAAUAUGAACAUUUUCUUGUGCCUCCAUGAUACUGAAUUCAAAACUGAAAAGAGCAGGUAGUGUAUUAAGAUUGAUUGAGUUUUUCAGCAUUAAAGCAUCGUUGGUGUACAUUGAAAUAACUUGUCACUGAGUGCUGCCCAUCAAAUUAAACAUUGUCAUGGCAACAGCAGCAAAUCAAAAAACAAGUCAUGCAGAGGAGAGCAGUGAAUAAGUCCCCCCAAAGACUCCACAGCCACUAAUAUCUUUGUAUUUGUAGUCUUUCUUGGUUGAGAAUGUCUCAGUUUGCAGAGGAGUCAAUUGCACACUUAGAGCUCAAUUCUGAUAUGAAGCUUUGUCUUUUCUUUGUCUUUUCACAGGCCUCAAGUAAGGAUAUUGCUGCUUCACUGCACAAGAAUGUGCUGUCAUGGGGUGUGUGGCGGGGGCCACAGCAGAAGGAGAGUGUGUCUCCUCGAGCAAUAACACACUCUGCUUACUCUCAGACUGCAGAUAGAAGGUCUUACAGCAGCGUUUCCAACUUGUUCAGGUCUGCAAGUGUCCCAGAUGUGGAGGGAAGGAGUCCAAAGACAGCUUUUUCUUCUAUUACCAUCGCAACCCGGAAGGUCCUGCCAUCAUUCUCUGCCUCACGGGAACCUGUGUAUCUAUCAGCUUCAACACAGUUUGUAAAGGUACCCGCUGCACCUAAGGUAACUUUUGGAAGAGCCCUUUCCUUACCUGUGAGCAGAAUGAAAGUCUCAAACUCCCAGCCGGACAUGUGUCGACAGAAUUCCACUACCGUGACCCCAAAUGACUUCAGACAGGUCUACUCACCGGCUGACGAGUUGGCGUUGAGGGAAAGAGGAAAGAGGAAGGUACUUGUUUGGCGCAGAUUGAGCCGCACAGGCACUAACAGAAAGCAGGACGUGAUGGGCGGCUCUUUAAUGGAUCUGUCCCCACAGCCAUCCUACAGGUCUUGUGUCCAUCUGGAGGUGCCUCUGAGGUCAGCCAGCUCUGUUGUGUUUUUAGACAAGUCACUUUGCAUUUCCCUUGCGGACCUGGAGGGAAGGAGAGCAAGUCAACCCACUUUGUUCAGGUCAACCUUUUCUAUUCGCCUCGGUGGCUCAUCCUGCCGCAAAUCCUCAACGAAUAGCAAAGAAGCCAAAAGAAAUUUGGGUUACGGGAGACCCAGAUCAGCCAAAUUGGGUGGUUACAAACGAAGUAACCGAGGAAGUAAUUCAGGCCACGGUGGAGCCCCUUCACCAAAGUACAGAGGCGACAAGGUUGAGAAAAUAGCACCUGCUUGUGGUGUUAACAGCAAUGCUGACGGCUCAGACACACAGUGCCAUGGUGCUACUUCAGGAUUAUUGUCAUUCAGAGGGCCGAGCCACUCAAACACAAAGGCUGGAAGGCAGAAGGGGAAUGCUGAUGAGGCAGCUUUCCCUGUCCGGAGCAAUUUCAAGCAAAGGCAGUAUACUUUCAAUACCCGCCCAGGUAUGAAUUUCUCAGUAUCACCUUCCUUCCGGAGUGAAAAUCUAAUGUGCCCCUGUCAAUUGAUCUGUAUACUCUUGUCAGUUGCUUGUAUACUCUAAAGUUAUUAUUGGUAAGAUUUUGGAGGCAAAACAGCAAGAUGAAUGAGCCACCAAGGUUGUCUCAGGGGGCAGAGUUUUAUUUGUUUCGAUCAGUUUUUCACCUUUUUUUUAUACCUCAUGCAUUGUAAACAGCACCAAACCCACACACAGCUUUUCUUUUACAGUGCAUUUACACUGUUUUCAAAUAAAUCCCAUCUGGUACUCAUGGACUUCUGCAGACUUCAACACAGUCUUUAAUUUAUUCCUAUCAAAAAAAAAAAACAACACUAUAAAAUCUUGAGUUAGCAUCUGCCACUGUAAUGUAUAUAUUAACAGUGUGUUGCAGGUAUCUAAAGAUAGACUGAAUUAACAUGAUUUCAAAUAAUCUUUCUCUCCUGGUACUCAACUAAAAAUAACAUCAAAGAUAUGAGAACUGAAAUAUGAAAUAUGAUUUGGUUAAUUUAAUCAAAGUGCCAGGACCUCUUUGGGUGAUACAAGUGAUAACCAAGUGAGUAGCAACGUUUUGGGUGGGGUGUACAUGGACAGUCCCCAAAGGCCCCUCUGUGCAUGUACAGAUUUUCAUUCAAGCAGUUUAAAAAGAGGACCCUGUAUACUCAUUCCCCUGUUUUAGGGACUGCAGCUACAACAUGCUAGUACUAAAAAAUUUGAAUUAGGUUUUUCACUGCAUUUUUGUUUCUUACACUUAAAAAUGAAUAGUACAAGAUUUUAGGGAAUGAGCAAAGACACUGCAAGCCGCAACCACUUAAGCCGAGCAUGGACUUAACAUAAGUGAAUAUUGUUUUAUGCUAAUAACACUUUAAACAAAUAACUUUGACCAGCUGCAGAAACUCAGCUUAAAUGCCAUAUGGUUGUGUUAGUUGAAACUACCUCAUGUACCUGAAGAGUAGUUAAACAUCUGCCGCUGCAAUGAGUAACACCUGACUCUAUGUAAAGGCUAAAAGAUUUCUAGAAAUUAUUUGUUAAAACCUGAAGUAAGACUAAAAAGUAAAAAACAAAUGAUGAAAACAGUCAUCACAAGUGCCCGAGAAAUAGCUCAGCCAGUUUUUUCUUCAUUAUUCUUUAUGCCAAGCUAAUGGGCUGUAGACUUGAGACUGGAGAGUGUGGACCUUUCCAGGACUGGAAGUGGAGCUGAUGGACAAAAGGACAGGAAAAAUGUGAUGCCACCGCCUGAAGCAGUUUCAGAGUCAUACCUGCCUGCCAUGGCUGUUACACAGACUGUCUGAGGAAAACAACUGCAACACAACACUUUUUAAUUAUUUAACCACUCUCUCCUCUCAUUACAGCAUUUAUUUCCUGCUCCAUCCAACAGCUUUUUUUUUCAGUCUUUCUCUCUUCACACUAUUGUUUUGCUUCAGUGGAUGCUGCAUUCAUUCUCGGGCCUAAAGGGCGAGAAAUAACCAGAGGCAAUAACUUGACCGGUGACAUUACAUCUUUGGUGUGUGCUUUGCAGAGCAUGUUGUGAUGCUUUAUCUACACAUUGCAUGGUCAUGGAAAGGUAUUGAGGGGGUGAUAUACAUUCUUUGAGCGUAAGAGGAAUGGAGUUAAGGGGCAGAGUGAAUGCAGUGUCAUCUUUUACAUUAUUCAUGGUACACACUCAUGUUCCCUUUGUGUUUUUUCUUUUGUAGAGUGGGCUCAGUUUGAAGUAUGUUUCUUUUCAUGCUUGUCCAGAUCAUACAAACCCAGCCUUGAGAAGGACUAUGAAACAUAUGGUUUAGUAAAUUGGAGAAUUAUUAACAUGCGGCUUCCUCAGAUCAUUAUCCCCUUGGAGAACUAUCCAGCCUUUCCCCUUCAAUCAACUUCCUUUUCCUUGUUUGUAGGUGGAAAGAUUUGACAUGCAACAUAAAACAACACACUAAUCGAACUUCUCUUUGUGUCUCUUCAGUGGACUACAGAACCUGGAGCAAGCAAACACGAAGCAACAAGGCGGAGGAGCGACAAGAACCAGACAGUUCUACACGGCUUCAAAAGGUCUCCGCUUCGGAAAAGAACUUGUCAAAACCAAAGGCUGCUUCUCUUGGAGAAACAGCCCAAACUCUCAGCCUCAAAGUAAGAGUGUAAAAUUUCUCUGACCUUGAUCCUCUUUCUAAAUAAAAACUUCAAAGAAGCAAACAAGCAAAACGGAAACUUCAAAGCGAACCUUACAUUGACCUCCCUUAAAAAAAAGCCGUUUAGCAUAAAUUUCUGUAGCACUAGGUUGCUAACUAGGAUUUCUGUGUUGCCUCUGUAGUUUAAAAAGUCAUAUCAACAGAAUUAAGUUGUCACAGAAAUAGAUCAGCUGUUAUCAUGUGACCUGAGCCGAAAACCUUGGGUCAUGCAAUAACAAGUAAUCAUAAAGAUAGACCUGUCUCUCCAAAGUGACCUUAUCAAUAACUGAUGAACCAUCCAUAAGAUGAAGGCCAUGGUAGGAGAUCAAUAAAAGACCCGUAUAUUACCUGACCAGCAAAGGGCAUUAAAGGGAGGGCCUUCUGACAGUAGGUGUCUGCAGGUGACCAUCCAUUUCAACAGAUGCAGAAACAACACGCAUCAAAAUAAAAAAAAAAAAAGUGAAACAAAAUCAGUCUCAGUAUUGUUUAUCAGGUAAUUAUUGAUCGUCAGCACUGACUGUGCAUCAGUAAUUAUAAAUGUUCCAAAUCAUCAAUAAAUAACCUUGACAACAUCUUUUUAAAAAGUCUUUAUUUGGAGAAGGGCAAAUAUGGAAAGAAGUAAGAAAUGUUGAUAUGAAUAUAAUAGGGGAGAGUGGGGUAAGUUGAGCCACCCCUCUGUUGUUUGGAAAUGGUAAAGAAAUUGAUCAUGUUACCAAAUAUUUAGGAGAUGGGCAUCAAUUCAUGGAGUCUGUGAAGGUUAGAAGCACAUGGGUGAAGGGGUUAGAUAUUUAUUUACAAAAAAACAUUUUUCACUCUUGAAAGUGAAUUUAGUCUGUCAUAAGUUUUAUUAGAAUUGUUUUCAGACCAAAAAAGAUCAUUUUAAAUAAGUUUUAUACAUUAAUUGUGGUAUCUAUGAGCAUAACAUAACAUAAAAGUUCACCAUUUUAGCUUAGAGGACUAAUAAAAUCAUCAUAGUAGUUCUGGGGUAAGUUGAGUCAGUGGUUCAACUGAGAAAGUAAAUGAGUCUGAUGAGAGGAUCAGAGUUUCAGUUCAGAUUGUUGAAAUGUGUUACUUUAUCUUUUCAAAAAUAUAGCUGUGAAUGUUCUAAAUCACUUCAAGACAUUCUCAUGUUAAAAUGUUUUUUUAUAAUCAGCUUUUUAGCAGUCAUAUGCAAUAGUAAUGAAAAUAAUUAUUGUACCAGUUGAAUAAUAGAUAAAAAUACACAUGAAUGUGAAGAAGUGACUGUUAUUUAGGGAGAGAGAAGGUCAACUUACCCUAUACACGGGGUAAGUUGACCAUAGGAAAACACUUUUUUUGGCAAGCUAUAUUAUCAGGGCAGUUAUGUUUACACUCAUUCUGUUGGUUUGCAGGGAUGCACAAUAUCUUGAAAUAUAUGCAGAUACUCUAGUUUGAGACAAAACUAUGAUUAUCUUGAUGUAGCGGUCCAAAAUAUGAAAAAUGGCUCCUUUUACCCGACUCUCCCCUAUAUAUAUUAUAAGGCAUGACCAAUAAUAUCUGUAAGUGGUUGAUUUUACAGUGUUUGCUCUCCUGCUUUUGACCAAUUAAAGGAAACAAAAUUCCACACAAUAAGAAAAGUGGAUGGCGAAUAAAAUCUCAAAAACAUGAUAUUAAUAUCAGUUUGAAGUUGCACACAAUGUAGGCGUUAAAGGUUUAUGAUCAAACAGAAAGACUCAGACUGUGUGUGUGUGUGUGUGUGUGCCAUAUGGGACCCAUAAAACCAAAGGAAUGAAAGACUAUUUCAAUUAACAUUUCCCACAUACACACUAAGAAAAUCUUGAUGUGUUUACUCUUGGAAUAAACAUUAUCACAACAGCAGCGGGAUCUCUGGAGGGGAGAUUUUUGCACUUGGAGAGAUUUUUGCUUUCGUUGGUGUUUGUCACUGCUGCUGCCAAGGAGAGGAGAAAUCUUUAAUAAUUACACAAUUUACUUUUUCAUCCCUUCCGCCUUCCUCUUUGUAUUUGAUCCAGUUUUUCUUUCAACUGAGUUAAUGUAACAAGUUUUAUCUCAGUGUAGUGAGGUGGUAAAGAUCCGCCGAGGUUUGUGAGGCUUUUCUAAAAGAUUCAGAUUCCCCCUGUGAGAAAAGCUCUCUUACCUUUAUCCCCACUAAAGCUGAGCAUAAUAUUACCGUGUUGCCUGAACCUCCUAGCUAUUACAAGGCUGUGAAGAGGAUUCUCCAAGGUUAAGGAAUAGAUUAAGGAUAUUUUCAGAAUAGAUUUCAGCCCAGUAAAGAUGUUUCUCUCUCUUUCUGCAGGAUUAGUGUCUAUGAGUUGUACUGUUCUUGUCCCAGCAACGAGAAGCUUACCGUAUCCACCUUUCCCUCUCCCCACCCCAGGAGGCCUUGGAGCUCUUCAGGCCAGACUUCAUCAACCGAUCUCAAGGUCGGGUGAGGAGGUUGGAGCAGCGGGCUGUGAGGAGGAGAGCGCUGCAGGAGUCCAGUCUAGACCUGGUGCAGGACCUGAGGGAGGAGGGAUGCAGACAAAGGAGGAAGUGCACCACACCAGAUCCACUCAGUGGUAAGAGCAGUGGAAUAACCUGGCUGAGUGGAAGUAACCCCUUAAAUAAAAUACGAUUUCAUGUCUUCUGGUCACUAGACAGCCAAUCUUCAGGUUUCAGUUCCACUCUCAGACAUGAUUAGGAUUUUUCACCCUCGGAAUGACAGCUCAGAAAUCAGUCUGAUCAGGAUUCAAAAGAACCAGGCCUCAUCUUCAAAAUCGAUCGUUUUCCAUCUAUAAUCUGUUGUUGUAUCACUUCAUAUAAUCCUGGCACUGCUGGGAUUAUCACUCCUUCAGUGGGUGUAUGAUUUUCUGGCAAAAGACAAACAUGUUUGCCCCACGUGUACGCUGGGACAUUAAAACAAGGCAUUCAGGGUCAUGUCACACUGCAUCAUGUUGCUUUGAAAGGAACAGUGCUCUGUUUCCCAAAUUAUGCCUGUUAACCCUAAUAACCUCAGCUGAUCUGAGGGGAAAAAAAAGAGGAUUUUGCAUAUUUUUCUCCUUUAUAGUGUGGUGGCAUUUAUCCAACUUUGCUCUCUGGUGGCCACUAUCUGGUAUUGCAGAUCAUUGGAAGCAUUUUUCUUCAAAGCUCUGCAUGCAGGGAGUACACUCAAGCUGGGACCAGGAUUUAAUGGUCUCUAAGGUGUUUUCUAUUUGUCCCAAAUGGCUUUUAUUUUAAUUUCAAGUAAAACUGCUGGAGAAAGGAGCUGAACAAGGUCAGAAUGUGAUAAGAAAAUAUUUGUCAUAUAGGAAAGAGAAAACAUCAUACCUUACUUAUCAGUGUAAAUACUGAUAAAAUGAGAUCUGUAGGUUUAGAGACAGAGAUGAGAGGAGAAACAAGACCUAGUCCUGAAUAAAUGGCAAACGAUCAAAAAAUGUUUAACAAAAUACCAAUUUUUAACUAGAUAUCCAGCAAGUUAUUACACUCUCCGUGUGACUGUGUGACUGUAGGGAAACUUCACGUUUAUACCACCUUAAAUACACUCCCUAAUUGGGAUGUGGCUUGUCAGGUGAAUGCGAGAAUGACGAAUAGCUAAUGUGAAUUUAGUAGAUCCCAAGUCGACUGCCUCAACUCGUGCGCAGGUGUCGCUCCAUUAUUGCCUGUCUGCUGGGUCUGUCCCAACCCACACUGCUUCUCUGAUAUGGUUUUUUAUCAGUUUGAGCUCAACACUCAUCCUGUUGUCUCAUGUCCUUCCUUUUUAGAGAUAAUACAGGAAAACACCCAAAAAAUGAAAAAAGAAAACUGCUGCUGUAUAUUUGAUGCCACCAUAGUUUGUGAUCUAAAUUUCCUGUUUGUAGUUGUCAUGUAUGGCAAUAUAUUGCGCUCUCGCAGGGUAUUUUUUAUGCUUUCCUCUCAGAGCAGGGCUGGGAUAAUAAGAUGAUAAUAAUAAUCUUCUGUGCCAAAGAGUGGCAUGCUGCACCUGCGCCAGUCAUUUCACAUCACCGGUCCAAAGGCUUCUGCAGAGGAGACAUUCAGACCUUCUCCAGAGGCCUCCUCUCUUCUCGAUCUCUGUUACCUCCGGGCACUUUUAACAAAUUGGAAGAUCCUUCAUCAUGGCAGAGGGGAAACAGUUUCAGGUUAACCAAGGAGAGAGGAUCCAAGGAUGUCCAACUUAAUAAAGCGGGAAACAGACAUAGGCAGAUAACCAGAAACACUCAUGCUUACAGACACUUUAAAGUGACCAGACUAGCAAACAAGACAAGCAUGUCUUUGGACUAUGAGAGGAAGUUGUAGUCACAGGAAAGAACAUAUGUACAGGGAGAACAAACAAACAAAACACAUUAAAAGGCCUGGAUUUAAGUUUGGAUAUCUCUUGUUUUGAGCCAGCAGCAUGACACCACCCUACUAUUAUUUAGUUUAAGUUAUAUAACUGUUAGAAUCUAAAUACAGCUGAGAGGUAGCUUAGCAAUCAGAUAUGACUGAUGAAAUCAUGUGAAGGGUAGAGGGUGCACAUUGGGUAUUCAUUCAAGGCAUGCAAAGAUGACGCUUAAUUCAACCACAAUUUUAACAAAAUAAAAUCGUGUAUCAAUCCAUUUUCUACCGUUUAUUCCCAUUGGGGGUCGUGGGGGGACUGGAGCCUAUCCCAGCAUCUUCGGGCGAAGGCAGGGGACACCCUGGACAAGUCGCCAGUUCAUCGCAGGGCUGACAUAUAGAGACAAACAACCAUCCACGCUCACAUUCACAUUUACGGUCAAUUUGAAAGUGGCCGAUUAACCUAACCCCACUUCUGCAUGUUUUUGGGAUGUGGGAGUACACAGAGGAAACCCACACAGACACAGGGAGAACAUGCAAACUCCACACAGAAACGCCCUGACCCAGUUUCAAACCCAGGACUUUAUCGUUGUGAGGCAUCAGUGCUAACCACUACCCCACUGUGCCACCCUAGAAUCACCUACUAUAGCUUUAAUUUGCAUCCAUUGUCCUUUGGCAGGUCAAAAUGAGGAAAAUGCAGCGUUAUAAACAGCACUGAAUAAACUAGACUGCAACACAAGAAGCAAAACACAGGGAAGCACAUAAUAAUAAACACAAACACAUGCAUACAUGCACAUUCUAGCUUAAAUUAGCCAAGUCAAAAGCAUUGAUAGUAGCGGAGUUCCCAUAAUAUCACUAUUUCUCGGUUCAGUUUGAUAAACAAACUCUUUAUCUGCACCACACCUGAUGUAUUCAGGUGUUUGUCUUGGCUGCAAAUCCAACAGUGUUAGGGACACAUUAAUACGGCACUGAGAUGUAAUACUUUCAGAAAUGAAAAGUCUCCGAGUUAGUUUUGAAAGGUCACAGAGGAGUCGUAAAAUUAUCUGUAGGAACCUUGAACAGCUCUCACUGAUCUCUGACUGAAGUCUAAAGUCUAAUUAUGAACAAAGAGUGUUGGCGCUGUUGACCUGAGAAGCACUCUGCCAAUUCACCUCAGUUCAAGCUGUGAGAGACAAAGCAGCCAGUGUCUUUUUUUUAUAUAUAUGUGUGUGUAUGUGUGCAUGUAUUAAUGCUCAAAUGUGUAUCUGUCUAGAAAAGAGAGAUCACACACAGCCCUCAGUGUUCAUUAACAUAUUCCAAGUUCAUUUACAUAUUAAUACUGAUUUGUUAUUCUUAUGUGUUUGUUUGUGUGUGUGUGUGUUCUUGUGUGUGUAUGUGUUUGUGCAUGCAUGUCCCAGAUAACCUUUUCAAGCCUAGAGAGAGGUCUAUAUCAGGCAGAGAGAUGCAGCUGAGGUCCAGACGGUGAGUUCUCCUGACGAUGACACGCUGUCUCUCCUCCAUUUUCUUUUUUUUUUUUUUUGAUUCAGCAAAAUCCAUCAAGCUUGUUUGUCAUAUCCGUCAUGCAUGCAGGGCUUCUGCUCAAACACAAUGCACAUUUACACACCUACGUACUGUAUGGGUACAAUAGACUUUCUGACGGCCAAAUGUCUCAACAGGAGAUACGGGGUAGUCUUUGUACACCUUAUCUCUGUCUCCCUCUUUUUUCUCACCUUAUCUGAAAAGGCACACCUGAUCCGAUGAUGGCUGCCCAUUGUAAUUUUUUUCUCAAACGGGACACUAUCUGUCUUGGAGGAUCUUUUAACAAAUUGGCUGUAGUUGUGGGAGUGAAAAAGGAGUCUGUGUGCGACCUGUUUAUCAGUGCAUCCAGGUUUUUGCUGGAUGUGGCCUCACUAGAUAAUACCUCGUCUCUCCUAUGCCAAUCUGCUGACACGGCUCAGCCACCCUGACACUUCUGAUACCAGAUUCCCCUGCUUCUGUAUGAAUUUGCCUUUCUUAUGUCUGUAGGAUUUACAACAAGCUACCAGAAGUGACAAAAAAGAAGGAGGAGGAGAAAAAGAGGGCUGUAUCACAAACCAACAGACUGCGGGCAGAGGUAUUUAAAAAGGUACAGUUUGAGACCUUGAUCACUUAUUCAAUAGGACCGGGGAACACACACACACACACACCUGCAACAACUGGAGCAAAAAGAAAAUCUCCAACUUUAAAAGUUCAGAGCACUUCACUUUGUGUGUUGUGAGACAUCUCUGGUUCACAACAAAUGGAUUCACAAAGAGCUUUGACAUAUAGGCAAAACUGUACAAAAGGACAAAGCAAGAACAUAGAGCACAAGAGUUUUGUGUUGAUCUAUUUUUGCAACUGUUGAGAAAAUGUACAAGUUUGGAAAAACAGCAGCAACACUCCUGUUAUAAUGCAUUAUUAGUACAUUUAUAUCACUGUAUUCAUGCAUCUAUAAGGUUUAAUAACAAGCCUUACAGAUGAUAAUAAGCAUUUAUAACAGCUUAUAGCAAUGUUUAUAAAGUGUUAUAAGCAUUGAGCAUAAUACCUUAUAGAAAUGCCUAAAACGUGUAUCUUAAAGUCACUGUAAACGAACGGAGGGUAACACUUUAUUUGACACCUAUCUAUAUAAGGGGAUUAAUCGUAUAUUAAUAAUGUGUUAUAAUCAUGUUAUAGCACUGUUUAACUAUAGUUACAAACACUCAUAAAUGAUCAUAAUCCUUUAUAGCAAUAAUCAUAACACAUUAUAAAGCAUUUUAUCAUGACUUACAAGGUCAGGUAUUAUAAUGUGUUACAACUGUUAACAACUCACUGACAAUGCCCACUUAGAUAAUGCAUUGCGACUGUUGUUAACAGUAAUAACACAUUAUAAUACCUGAUCUUGUAAAUCAUGAUAAAACACUUUAUAAUGUGUUAUAAUUAUUACUAUAAAGCAUUUUGAUCAUUUAUCAGUGUUUAUAACUAUAGUUAUACAGUGCUAUAACAUGAUUAUAACGCAUUAUUAAUACAUGUAUAAUCGCAUGAUAGAGAUAGGCGUCAAAUAAAGUGUUACCGAGUGGACAUUUUACAAUGGACCCAUUUUAAAACAACACUGUUGCAAACUAAACCAAAAAAACAACACAAUCCAUUUUAUCUCACUGUUCAUCACUGUGUGAGAGUACUGGCACUCUGUAGUCAGUCAGUCCUGGGGGGAGCAUUGUCUGUACAAAACAGGGAUAAACUGGAUAAGGCUGUCAGACUAGCUAGCAAGAUAAAUGGGGAACAAAUGUGUAGUGUUUCUCACACAACCAACCAAUGCAGAUUGAAUGUGGCUCACAAAAUCACAGCAGACCCACUUCACUCCCUCUGGUCCGGUAACACUCUUUUAACUUCAGGGUACAGCAUGCCCAGGGAGCAGACUAAAAGAGGCAUCACAUCAUUUAUCCCACUCGGCAUUCAGCCGCUGAAAAAACCCAGUGCACAGUCCGAACUUUGCAUGCUGCACUUUAUGUAACACGGCAUUUGAUUUUCCUCUGAAGUAGCCAUGCAAUGUUUUAAUGAUGUACAUCUGAAUGAAGGUUCAUUUAAUGUUUGUUUGUCUAUGUGAACUUGCGCAUUUUGAUGCCAGAAAGGUUUUAUUCAUCACAAAAAUGUGCUACAUAUUCUGAUCCAUUCAGGUGUUUGUCCUUUAUUUAUGUAUUAUUGGAGUUAUUGUCUUAUGAUCAAUCUAGAUUAAAAGCCUUUAGGAUGUAUGAUAACAUUAGUAAGUAGUUAAAAAGAAGGUUCUGUAUAAAUGGAUGAUUAUAUAUAAGGAUAAAAUGAAACAUGGCUAAUGCUUAUCCAGCAGAGGUCAGUGUUCCACCGCUAAAGCGGAAUCUCUUGCAAUUCAUCACUAUGAGCUGCCACCUAAAAAGAGUGUGGUCUGUCUGUAAUCUGUUUAUUUUCUUUGUGUUUCAUGUCAAUUCUGUUACCUGUCCGUGUCUUCUUUAAAAUCAUACCAGGAAACUAAAACAUUUCCACAUCUUCUUGGACUACCCAACUAUUCAACACUACUGGUCCAAAGUAAAACAAAAGGUUGAAUUAAUAAUGGAUUUUUUACAUUUUAAUAUGGUUUCUGUUCAGUGUAUCUCAGAAAUAUCUCCCCCACAGUCAGUUCUGGUCGUAAUUAUCUAAUAAUCUGAUGGUAGGAAAACUGAUGCAAGAAAGUGGCUGACUAGAAAAAAAAUCCUUAUUGUUUGGACAAAUAAUCAGCUCAGUUUUACGCAAUGGCUUCUCAGCAAGAAAAUAGAUGAUUCACAAAUAUAGAUGUAUGUGUGUGUAUAUUUUUUGGGGUAUAAUAGCCUUCAUUAGCGAGGACCUUUGACCUCUGUUUUGGAUGCUUCACUGCAGCACUCUCCCAAUGCUCACUGUAUGGCUCCAUGAUAGUAACUGUCUCCUAAAUAUAGGUAGUAACACAAACUCAUCUGUCAGAAUGGAUUGAAACGACUCUUACAUUCAACUCCUCUUUCAUUGUAUGAGCAAUACCAAAACAACAAAUGAAUUUAUUGUUCAAAGUUUGUGUUUGUGUCUAUAGAAUAAAAACACCAAGAAACUUCUAUGAAAAACUUGAUCCUUUCUGCAUAAAAUUUUAGCUCAACUUAAUUUUAAUACCUCUAUAUCACUUUGGCUUCCAGCAUUGUAAAAAGCAACACUAACAGUUUUACCUGAAUAUAUCCUAUACAGACAUGCAUAGUACCUGUUUUUACAGGAAGCGCCCACAUCCUCUAACAGCAAGGGAUAGGUGGGAAAAUGAAUGAUAUAUUUAGGACAUGCUGUGUCAGACGGAUCCACUCAGCAUCACUUGUGGCAUGCCCUCAGCCACUCUGCUAUGAUAACCCCGACGUAACAAUGACUCUGCUGUCAGCCAAGUGAGAUGAGAAAAAUACAAAGAGCUGUCUGUGAUGCUUUACAGGUAAUGACACAAUCACUGCAGCUCUGCACAAUGUGUGUGUGUAUUAUUGAGAGACAGGAAGUGGAUCCAGCUGUAGGAGACUUUGGGUUGUAUUUUAUUCAAGAUGAGCAGGCAUGAUUGAGUUGUUGAUAUUUAGGUCAACCAAGGGAACUAUUUUGCUUUAAGCUCAGGGUCAGACUCUUUGGACAAGGGUCGCCUAACAAGGACACUCAUGCAGGGGUGGCAUAAAGUUUAAGUUCAGGGAUUGAAAUUUCUCUUUAUAUGAUUAAUAUAAUCUUCAAUACUAAUAAUAAGGUAUCAUAAUGGAUGAUACUUCCUAUAAAAAGAAUGACAACUUAUAUAUUCCUAAUGUUUAAUUCUUUUAAAUUUGAAAAGAAGACACAUUACUUAAAGUCCUGGUAUAAAGCACCAAAAGGGGAUACAUGUGACAUUGAAAUGCAACAAAAACCAGCAGUAUGUACCAUUACAGCCACGAAGAAAAGCCCCACCUCUGGUUUAACAGAUGGCUAAUUAAGAAAACACAGGGGGCCAAUCACAUUUGAUAGUGGGGCAGUGCCACCCUGGACCACACUCUGGUCAUGCCCUUGUUCUGGCCUCCAGUGUUUUUGUCUCUUUAGGCUACAGUGAAUCAACAAUAAUCGAUGUUUUGGGGUUCUUGACACAUUUUGAUGUUCAAUUGCUUUUGAAGAGAACAUUUUAUUUCCUGAGGAAAUAGAGUAGGUGGGACUGGUGACCUUACCACCUCUCAAAUGAAGCUAUUAGCCAGGCUGAACUACAGCAAGAAUAGAGUGGAUAUGUGUGUGUCUGUGUGUGUUGGAGGCAAGAAUUCUACAACACACACACACACACACACACACACACACACACACACACACACACACACACACACACACACACACACACACACACACAGCUGCAGAGGAGUCACAGUGGGCUCUGAUUUUGUGCAGUUAAGGGGUGGAUGGUUUUGAACGCUGGCUGAAAUUAGAUUCCAGCUGCUGGGUGCUACUGUAAGACGGGGGUGCAUAGCAGGGUGUCUGGUCCGGUAGCAAAAGUUAGAAUUAUUUCCCCCACCCGUGCUGGGACACCUCAGGAGCAAGGCUGAUGGAAGUGGAAGCCAAUUUAGCAGCAGGAGUUGCUCCUGUGUGAUGCAGAGCUGCUCUUAGGAGAUUGAAGGAGGGGAAGUGUGAGAGCAAUAGAUGUGUUUUUGAUCUGUUUGUUCGGGAAGAAAGAUAACAGUGCUGUUGUUGUUUUUUGUUGUUCGCAGAAACUCCUGGACCAGAUCCUGCAAAGAUAAACGAGAGACACUGACCGCUCUUCAUGCAUAACAAUAAAUGCAUAUUAGAUGUAACUUUGUGUCUAAUUCAGCUAAUUCUCCAAACAAACCAAUUCUCUCCCUGCACAAUUAGUUUCUACUUAUUGGGCUCUAGUCUUGUUAAAUAUGUUCACAGAAAAUGCAUUAUUUGUAAUUGGCAAUGAGAGUUUGCAGAUUUGAGGUAAUUGGAAGACAGGUUUGGAGUAUUCAUUUCAAUUUCGUUUUCUAUACAAUUAGCUGUGACAAAUUAUAAGGACACACAACCAAAAUUAGCAUAAUAAAGCUAUUUAUGAGAUUUAAUGUCCAUGGCAUAUGCUUUUGACUUAAUGCGUGCAGGCAAUGACAAAGCCUAGUUUUUUCAACUAACAGCGCUUCCAUAAUUUAAAGACACUGAAAGGUCUGACAGUUGAAAUAUUAAAGCAAUUAGCCUGACAUCCAUCUUCCUUGCUUAAAUUUAAACCCAGUAAUUAAAUGCACCACAGAUUCAUCCUAUCAUUCUCCUUAUUUUCCUCCAAACGAUCUGAUUUUUAUCUCUAACGGCAUUUUUCACCAUCUCAAAAUAUAAUAAGAGGAUUUCAAGGACAUUCUUUGCAGGAGUGGUAACAUUUUCCAGGAAAUUGAGUCUUGAUGCUUUAAGUAUAGCACCUUGACUCUGACAUUGGUACAGCACUAGAGGUGUUUUUAAAGCAAGCGAAGAGGAGAACCCUGUUUCGUCAUUGACUCCUCAACUGCCUCGAGGCCUCUGGAGCCUCCCAUCCGGAACAGUGGAAUUCCAAGCUAAUCGAACUCAGGAGACACACACAGCGCCUUGUGAAAGGAGGUCUUUGUCGCCACGCUCCAAACCAGAGAUGACAUUGUAAUAAGAGAGGAGACUUCUGUGCACAGCCUGACUGCAGUCCACAUUUAGCCUGUAAAGGUGAAUGACAUCCUGGUGGCAUUUAAAGAGAGCCUGCUGGGAUGAAGAGAGAACAUGCGGAAGGACAUGUUCAGCAGGUCUCAGACAAACGAACCACAUACUUACAGUACGUACACAUUGUUUUGGCUUACCAUUGUCGGCUUGUUGUUCUGGAGUUAGAGUGUAUUAAACCCAGAACAAAAUAAAAAGUUGGAGUCAAACCUAGAUUGAUUGUGAAUAAUGGCUUGCAUCCAGUUGCGAACACCAUCUUUGUCUCGCAGAAGAGAGAAAUCCACAUGAGAGAGAUGAUCUCCUGCCAUGUCGCCUGGUUACACACAUUGAGCAGCAGAUUGACAGGAAGUUACAUACGAUCCGAAAGGCUCCUGUCAGUCAGCCUCGCUCUCUGUGAGACAUCAUGCGUCUCUAUGUCACAUUGCGAUCUGUAUAUAAUAGACUUUGUCCUCUGAGGACUCACGGCUGGCGUCCAAAUGGCCUUGACUGACUCAGGGCAAGACUGAUAUGUCUGUCUGAGAAAGAAGAACAGCAAAACAGCAAAGCUUCAAAGUCCAAUAUUGGUGCAGAUCCAUGAGUGCAUUUGGGCCCCAUUGGAGUCUCUUCCCAACAAUGGCUCUAUGUUAUAGUAUGGCGGUAUCUCUAUAAAUUGUCUUCCCAGUUAAAGGAUCUACUGUUAACUCAAUAAUAUAUCAUGCUGGAUAGCAACAAGCUUAAAAAGGGGGGGGGUUGUUCAAAGUAUGCACAUAAAAUCAAAACCAACAAUGUGAAUAACAGAAAAUAAGCUCUUUUUAUGGUGGGGCGCUUAAAAAAGACUUUGAAUUAUAAUAUGAUAAUAUAUAUAUGGCAAUUAUGAGACUCUUGGACGGUCUAUUGUGGGCCUUUACAUAUUAGUUUAUUGUUCAUGUUUAAUGUUGUACAAGGAGCAAGGUUGGGAGACUGAAAAAAGUUGACAAAAACUGAAUUUGAUGGUUUUAUAAUCAUUGAAACUCUGUAAACUCGAAACUAGAACAAAAACAAAAUUUGAAACAAAAGUGUUGAAACUGCAAACUAAGUUUUAUUGUUUUGCAACCAAAAAAAAAUAAGUGUGCCCGUUUUCAAUUUGAUGCCAGGAACAUGUUUCAAAGAAGUAGAGACAGGGACAGCAAAACAUGGAAAAAGUUGUGCAAUACUCAAAACACCCUUGAGGGGCAUAUCUUAACUUAAUGAGGUUGAUUCGCAACAGGUUUAUAACAUUACUGGGUAUGAAAAGGGCAUUUGGGAGAGGCUGAAGCCUUUAAAGUAUAGGUAGGAAGAGUUUCAGCACUCUGAAGGGCUGCAUGACCAAGAUUUCAAUGAUUUCAAAUCAAUAUUCUUUAUCUUAACAUUUCAAAGAAGUUGAGGAUUUCAUCGCCAAGAGUACAAAAUAUCAUUGCAAUAUUAAGAUAAUCUGGAAAAAAACUCUAUACAAAAAGGGAGGAGGCCUGCAACCAAUACUGAAUACUUAUGAUCUUGCCCUCAAGUGGCACCAGAGUUACAUAAAACACACAACUCUUUAGUAGAAAUCACUGCAUUAGCUCAAUAACAAACAAUUGUCGCAAUCUACUCUACAUGUGCAGGUUACAAUGUACUGUCCAAAGAGGAAACCAUAAAUGAACAGGAUCCAGAUAUGUCAGCAACUUCUUUCACAUUUGGGAAAGUCUCAUCAACACUUAAUAAUUUAGUAUAUAAAGCUUAGGGUGCAAUAUACUGCCACUCAGACAAUGCCUUCUCAUGGUACAGCAACAAGAUGCGAAACAACAUUUUGCAUGUAUUUAAAUAGUUUGGAUCCAAAGUAGAAAAGUUUGUGUACCAAACUGGUCUGCCUGCAGUCCCAGCUUGAUUGAUAGCAUUUGGUACAUUGUGAAACAAAAAUAUGACAAAAGAGAACUGUGAAGCUGCUGAAAUCCUCGAACAAGCAAGAAUGAGACAAGAUUCCCCUUCCCAAACUACAAAAACUGGUCUCCUCAGUUCCUGUGUUUACAGAGUGUUGUUCAAAGGAGAGCUGAUGCAACACAACGGUAAACAUGCCCCAGUCCCACCUUUUUUUUUUAAUAAAUAAAAGAAGCUUCUGACAUGAAAUUUGAAAAUGAACAUAAACUUUUCAUAAAAACAGCACCUUUUUCAAAUUCAAUACUAGAUUUGUCGUGAACGAUUUUUAUUCAAAUUAAUGGUUUAAAUGAUUUGCAUGUGUUUUUGUGAAUUACAACCCUACGCAUUAUAUGCACGGCCAAUAAAGCUGGUUACGAUUAUUAUUCUGUUUCUGAUUAGGUCUGACAACAAGGACACAGAGAUAAACUAAAAUGUUCCAGUUUUUAAGACCCAACUCAGCUCAGGAAAAACUCAGAUUUCUCAGGUUACAUUUUCACAAGGACAUCUGUGACUCUAAACCCUGCAGCGUACACACUCUAAAAAAGAUUAGACUCAACCAGACCAAGUAGCCUGUGCACAACACAGAUGGGGCCAUGGUGAAGACAGUUUGUUCCUGUGUGUGUGUGUGUGUGUGUGUGUGUGUGUGUGUGUGUGUGUGUGUGUGUGUGUGUGUGUGUGUGUGUGUGUGUCUUGCGUCUGGACAGUCAGAAAGAAAGAAGAGAAAAUCCCCUCACAGUGAUGUUUCAGAACUGAAGCGUAACUCAUCUCCUUUGAUUCAUUUUCUUUUAUAGAAAUAUUUACUCUUUAACUGCAUUAUCAAGUGUUUUUAAUCCUUUUGUCUUGACUUUACAGACCUGAAGUCAUGACAUAUGUAAGUCAUGCAGUUCAGAUAUGUUAUACAUUCAAAGCUCUGUUUUAAAUCCUAUGUAGAAUAUAAACUUUGAGCAGAAACUCAGGCUUCUUCUAGUUAAAAGCUGACUUUUAUUUUAUGUCAAGGUAAGUGAGUGUACAUGCAUUGAUUUAGUUUGACACAACUUAUAAAUAAUUUUACACUACACUUCCAGCAAAAUGCUCUCCAAGCCCGAGUCAAAUGAGGUACCUGUCAAGGGCAUUGACAUUGUAUGACACUGAGUGGAGUAAAGUGGGACUUAAAUACCCAUGCCCUAAAUAAAGGUUGAUGGGCCUCAGAUAAAAAUACAGUUUUUGAUCUCUAAGUGGGCAGAUAGUUGAAUUGAACCCUGAUGUUGGGGAAUGAGGUUUGAUUUAUGGGGUGAAGACCUUAAUGCUCCACUAAUUACAAGGAUUAGUGGUGUAGUCGUAAGCCCUUACGCAGUGCAGCAGUAGACCUUGGGUUUGAUUCCUUACAGGGCGUUUUAUUUGACUAUCACUGUGUGAUGGAAAUACAAACACCUCAACAGUAACAAAGAUUGGCGUGCAGCCUCACAGUAAGAAGGCUGCAGGGUCGAUAUCCUCUAGCCUUGGUAAUUCAACAUAAUGAAAUAAAAGAAGUAUUCUUUGAUAGGCAAGCGCAGCAGCAUGGUGGUGUGCGAAACAUAUUUCAUUCAUUCAUUUCUUGACUGUAUGAGAAAAAGGAAAUAGCAGCAGAGUAAAAGGAGAAAACGUAAUAUACCUCCUUUCACCUCAAAGGGGAUAGAGGGUGAGGGGGUGAUCAAAAUGUGUUUCUUCAUUUCCUGAGCUUUCAGGAAAAGUCUUUCUCCAUGUGCUGCACUGUCCCAAGUAGUCUGCGAAUCAUGACCUGAUACAACCCCACCAUACUCGUUUUUUUAUGGGGGGGUUCACACAUACUGAGCUCAAUUUGGAAAAUCAGAGUCUUGCACUUUAUAUCUUUGGAUUCACUUUUAAAAAGCUGAAUUGGAACAAUGAUGGUAACAAAGCACAGAGAACUGGAGCUGACAAGGACGGCAGCUUUUGACUCAUCUAUAGGCAAGUUGGGGUCUCCAUCAGGUUUAGGAUGAAGGCUCAACACAGAACGACAGAGAUCAGGUUUGGAGACUCAGCGUUGGACAACAAGGCAGGUUAAUGACAGGAAAGAGAGCACGGUUGGACUGGACAUGAAGAAUGAAAAGUUUGGUUUUCUAGUUUAGAGGAAAGCUAAAAGCUUGAUUUUCUUGAAGUAGGAAAACUGAUUAAUGGAAACCUCUCUCACUCUGAAUGCAAGGAGGCUCUGGAGAAGAAGUCGAUGGACACAGGAGGCUGAGCACAGCAAUAGGUGUAUGUGUCUGUCUGAGUCUCUCUGUGUGUGUUUGUGUAGCAUCCUGGUAGGAUGGCAGUGGCUUGAAUAUCAGCUGUGGAGGUUUCCACUAAAUGAUGAUGUCCUUUUAGUUGUAAACAUUACUUUUCCAUAUUAUAGCUAUUAUAUGGAUAACUAUAAUGACAUAUAGCAAAAACAAAUUUAAAAAAAAUUAUUUUAAUAUACAUUUCUGCUUCAUGUUGCCAUUUUAAAUGUUUUUAACAAACCAAACAGCUUGGAAAUCAUGUGCAAUUUAACGAAGGGCAUUUCUGCCUCUCCAACUGAUGUAAAAUUGCUGGGUCAACCUUGUAAUACGUAUUUGGUCUCACUCACAGCGAGUCUGUUAGCCUAGUUAGACAGCUAAUAAACACAAGCACAUCCACAAAGACUGUCACUUAGACAAAAAAAUAUAGGCUGCCAUACAAGAAAUAAAAAUCUUGAUUGUGGUCUCAGCCUUGACAACUUGCGCAAAGCUACUCAAAAGUUAGCCC